UGUGUCGUUGUUCAUCACUUCAUUUUUACUGCGGCGCAUCGUCGCUGCAGGUUCGACUCCAAGAUGGCAUCGGAUUGGUUGAUCUGAAAGACCCCGCGUUCGACCCUGACUGCGCGUCUCAUUGGAAGAACUCGUUGCUCGCCUCCAGCCUCAGCCACCAUGACUUAUGGCAGAACUACGAUAGCCUCUUGCGAAGAGAAGACUUUGAUGUGAUAAGAACCUUCCAUCUUAGUACGUACAGCCUUGAAGUGGCCGAACGCGACAUUCUCGACCCUCGCGACAACGAUGCGACUACUUCAGCUCGAAAUAGAUGACAAAUUGACCAUCACGGAGGACCUUCUGCACGACAUUCCUCCUUAUGCCAUACUGUCACAUACCUGGGGGACCAACGAUGACGAGGUUACAUUCCAAGAUAUCAAGGAGAAUAAGGGGGAGGAAAAGUCUGGUUAUCAGAAGAUCGUGUUUUGCGGCCAGCAAGCUGAGCGCGAUGACCUGAAAUACUUCUGGAUAGACACGUGCUGCAUCGACAAGACCAGCUCUGCCGAGCUCACGGAAGCGAUUAACUCGAUGUUCCGCUGGUAUCAAAAUGCCCAGAAAUGCUACGUAUACCUUGCAGACGUUCCAUAUGGCGACUAUCAGACCCACGAACCGGCACGAUCGACGUGGAAGGUAGCAUUCCGGAAGAGCAGAUGGUUCACUCGAGGAUGGACACUGCAAGAACUUAUUGCGCCGCGUGCCGUGGAAUUCUUCUCUGCCCAAAGCCAGCAGCUCGGAAAUAAGAGCUCGCUAGAACAAACAAUUCAUGAAAUCACGCAGAUUCCUGUUCAUAUUCUUCGAGGGGAUCCAGUCUCACAGUAUGGCAUCGAGGAACGAAUUGAGUGGUCGAAAAAUAGGAAAACAACGCGACCCGAGGACAAAGCUUACUCUCUGCUAGGCAUACUUGAUCUAUCGCUGCCUGUCAUUUACGGCGAAGGGAGAAAUCGAGCUUUUGAACGACUCCGAACCGAGUUCUCGAUACGAUCGGCACAGGUCAGGGUGCUAGCAAAACUUCCUAUAGCUGAAGGUGCCUCUUUUGAUUCGCAUGCCGAGGAACAUAAUCCGUACUGUCUUCCCGACACGCGCAUCGAAGUCUUAGGAGAGAUAUUUAGAUGGGCUCAAGAUCCACAUUCAAAGACCGUUUACUGGCUGAAUGGCAUGGCUGGGACUGGGAAAUCGACCAUAUCCCGCACGCUGGCGCAUACAUUCGCCAAGAGUAGUGCCCUUGGCGCUACCUUCUUCUUCAAAAGAGGCGAAGGCGACCGCGGCGGAAUGUCGAAACUGUUCACCACGAUCGUCAGUCAGCUGAUUCGGCAAGUGCCAGGAAUGGCCGGACCUGUGGAGACAACUAUAGACGCCGACCCUACCAUCAUCACAAAGGCUUUACCGGAACAAUUUGACAAAUUGAUUAUGGAUCCAGUCUCUAAAAUAUUGCCCGGAAGUUCUACCUCUUACACAAAACCGAUUGUUAUCAUCAUCGACGCCCUCGAUGAGUGUGAACGAAAAAAGGAUGUAAAGGUUCUCAUCGAGCUGUUGUCGCGCGCUAAAACACUACCAAAUUUACAGCUUAAAAUCUUCCUUACAAGUCGCCCAGACCUACCUAUCCAACUUGGCUUCAAGGCUGUCGAUGGCAGGUACCAAGACUUCAUCCUCCACGAAGUUACAGAGCCGACCAUUGAACAUGACAUCGCUGCGUAUCUCAAGCACGAGCUUCGCCUAAUUCAGCAAGACUUCGAUAAAAGCAUAUCUCAAGACCGACACUUAUCCGCAAAUUGGCCAGCUGAGAACGACCUCCGGACCCUUGUCCGAAUGGCCACCCCCCUUUUCAUCUUUGCGGCAACGGUCUGCCGUUUCAUCUCCGACAGUCGAGUCGGAAGCCCAGAUGAACAGCUCAAAGAGGUGUUACAGUACCAAUCCAAAAGUCAAGAGUCUCAGCUGGACGCCACUUACCUUCCUGUUUUAAAUCAAAUGGUUAUUGGCCUUCGUCCAAAGGAUUUUACUCGGGUAGCAGAGCGCUUCCACAAAGUAGUAGGGUCGAUCGUCACUCUUGCCAGCCCCUUGUCUACUUCCGCACUUACUCAAUUGCUGGAUAUUCCAGUGGCUACAGUCGAUAAUGCGCUUAGGCCGUUGCAUUCUGUGCUUCAUGUUCCGCCGUCUCUAAAGCAACCUAUCAAGCUGCUACACCUAUCGUUUCGCGAUUUCCUAGUCGACCCAGCGAGGCGUGAGGAUCCGUUUUGGAUUGACGAAAAGGAAACCCACCGUCAACUAGCUGCCCAGUGUCUAUAUAUACUGGGUACUCUAAAAACUGAUAUCUGUGGUGUUCGAGCGCCUGGAACGUUUGCGUCAUCGAUUUCCCCGGACGAAAAAAACGCAAAGUUAACCUCCGAAAUCCAAUAUGCAUGUCGCUUUUGGACACAUCACCUUCAAGCAUCCGAAAUCAAUACGUCAGUAAUAAAUGACGUCUGGGACUUUCUCUCGUCACAUUUCCUUCAAUGGCUAGAGGCAUUAAGUUGGAUGGAUAGACUUCCCGAAAGCUUUCGUAUGGUUAAAGAUCUGCAAUUAUCGUUUUUAUCUGACGAAACUCAGCCAGCAAUCUCGCCGAAGAUAUCGGAAUUUUUGGACGACUCGGUGCGAUUUAUUCUAGCCACAAGCUCGAGCAUACAAAUCGCUCCCCUUCAAGCAUACUCGUCAGCGUUAAUAUUCUCACCUAAACAAAGCAAAGUUUGCAGCAUCUAUAAUCAAGAAAUAGCAGAUUGGAUAACCUUAAAACCGAAAAUGUGUUCGAGAUGGGGACAAAGCCUCCAAACUCUCGAGGGCCACACGGAUUGGGUAAGCUCGGUCGCGUUCUCGCGCGACGGCAAGACGAUCGCGUCGGCGUCGGACGACAAAACGGUCCGGCUCUGGAAUGCGAGUACGGGCGAGCUGCAGAGCACGCUCGAGGGCCACACGGAUCGGGUAAGGUCGGUCGCGUUCUCGCCCGACGGCAAGACGAUCGCGUCGGCGUCGGGCGACGAAACGGUCCGGCUCUGGGAUGCGGGUACGGGCGAGCUGCAGAGCACGCUCGAGGGCCACACGGAUUGGGUAAGCUCGGUCGCGUUCUCGCCCGACGGCAAGACGAUCGCGUCGGCGUCGGGCGACGAAACGGUCCGGCUCUGGGAUGCGGGUACGGGCGAGCUGCAGAGCACGCUCGAGGGCCACACGGGUCGGGUAACCUCGGUCGCGUUCUCGCCCGACGGCAAGACGAUCGCGUCGGCGUCGGACGACAAAACGGUCCGGCUCUGGGAUGCGGGUACGGGCGAGCUGCAGAGCACGCUCGAGGGCCACACGGGUCGCGUAAGGUCGGUCGCGUUCUCGCCCGACGGCAAGACGAUCGCGUCGGCGUCGGGCGACACAACGGUCCGGCUCUGGGAUGCGGGUACGGGCGAGCUGCAGAGCACGCUCGAGGGCCACACGGAUUACGUAAGGUCGGUCGCGUUCUCGCCCGACGGCAAGACGAUCGCGUCGGCGUCGGGCGACACAACGGUCCGGCUCUGGGAUGCGAGCACGGGCGAACUGUUACAAACCCUAGAAAUCGGGAUGCCUACAUAUAAGCUCAGCUUUAACUCCAAUUCUACGCAGGUGUUAACAGAUGUUGGAUCUUUUAAUAUCGAGCGUCAAUUUAAUGGCGUUCCGACCGGGGGAACUAUGGAUCUCCUAUCUGCCCUGGUCGAAGAUCACGGACAUCUUGCUGGGUAUGGUAUUAGUCAAGAUCGCAAUUGGAUCGAGUUCCAGGGGGGGAAAAUCCUAUGGCUGCCGGUGGAAUAUCGGCCGAUAGUAUCAGCCAUAAAUGGUUCAACUGUUGUUCUUGGAUGCACCUCUGGCCAGAUGUUGAUUAUGCAGUUUCACUAUCAAGCGGGACUUCUAUAUUAGUAAAAGCGAAGAAGCCCAAUGCCUUAUUUCUUCAUCUCUUUGCAAAGGAGGGACCUAGGGUUCACGCGUAAUAAAUACUUUGAUUAUCCGCCGUAGG
This is a messenger RNA of Truncatella angustata, 4042 nucleotides long. RefSeq names its product vegetative incompatibility protein HET-E-1. Gene Ontology annotation, molecular function: dynein complex binding; microtubule plus-end binding. The record is from RefSeq and is a predicted model, not a curated record. The coding region runs from base 286 to 3945 and encodes 1219 amino acids. Gene Ontology annotation, biological process: establishment of mitotic spindle orientation; vesicle transport along microtubule; nuclear migration. Gene Ontology annotation, cellular component: microtubule associated complex; cytoplasmic microtubule; nuclear envelope. The transcript is spliced from 2 exons. NCBI's taxonomy places the organism in Eukaryota, Fungi, Ascomycota, Sordariomycetes, Amphisphaeriales, Sporocadaceae.